UUAAAGGAAGUAUGUCUGGAAGGCUGUGGUCCAAGGGCUUUUUUGCUGGCUAUAAGUGGGGUCUCCGGAAAAAAAGGGAGCACAUAGCUUUUCUUAAAAUUGAAGGUGUUUAUGCCCCAGAUGAAACAGAAUUCUAUUUGGGCAAGAGAUCUGCUUAUGUAUACAAAGCAAAGAACAACACAGUGACUCCUGGUGGCAAACCAAACAAAACCAGAGUCAUCUGGGGAAAGGUAACUCAGGCCCAUGGAAACGGUGGUGUGGUUCAUGCCAAAUUCCAAAGCAAUCUUCCUGCUAAUGCUAUUGGACACAGAAUCUGA
Symphalangus syndactylus (siamang) is the source of this 317-nucleotide messenger RNA. Its product is annotated as large ribosomal subunit protein eL33-like. Gene Ontology annotation, molecular function: structural constituent of ribosome. Lineage: Eukaryota; Metazoa; Chordata; Mammalia; Primates; Hylobatidae. Gene Ontology annotation, biological process: translation. Gene Ontology annotation, cellular component: ribosome. The record is from RefSeq and is a predicted model, not a curated record.